Lichtheimia ornata is the source of this 495-nucleotide messenger RNA. RefSeq lists its product as uncharacterized. Gene Ontology annotation, cellular component: cytoplasm; nucleus. Gene Ontology annotation, biological process: regulation of barbed-end actin filament capping. Gene Ontology annotation, molecular function: protein binding. The coding region runs from base 1 to 495 and encodes 164 amino acids. The record is from RefSeq and is a predicted model, not a curated record. NCBI's taxonomy places the organism in Eukaryota, Fungi, Mucoromycota, Mucoromycetes, Mucorales, Lichtheimiaceae. The transcript has 5 exons.
AUGGACGACCAAGAAGGGGCCACCCAUAACGAGAUCAUGCUAGCUGCAUGUCGCAACGAUCAAGACGACUUGCUCAAGGAAAUGCUCAACAGCGACGAUGUCGAUUACAACUUUGUCGACGGCAUUGGUGAUGGUGCUCUUCACUACGCUGCAAAGUAUGGCUCGUUGUCAUGCCUCGAAUUAUUGGUGACGCUUAAGGCUAUCGAUCUCAAUAUGCGUGACCGAAUCGAUCAAGAUACUCCGUUACACAAGGCAGUCCAAUACAAAGAAGAUUAUGAUAUCGCGAUAGCCAUGGUCGAUCAAUUGUUGGAAGCGGGUGCUGAUCCAAGGAUUGAAAACAAGGCAAAGAUGACGCCACCGAUGUUAGUGGAUCCAAAAGAUGAAGAUAUGAAAGAGCUUUUUGAUCAAGCAAUGGCGGCAUAUGAAGUGGAUGACUCGGACAUUGCUGACGAGGAGUAUCCUGAAGACAUUGAUGAUGACCAAUUCAGUGAAUAA